Messenger RNA from Raphanus sativus (radish), 1636 nucleotides. RefSeq names its product serine/threonine-protein kinase SRK2A. The transcript has 9 exons. NCBI's taxonomy places the organism in Eukaryota, Viridiplantae, Streptophyta, Magnoliopsida, Brassicales, Brassicaceae. The coding region runs from base 366 to 1445 and encodes 359 amino acids. Gene Ontology annotation, biological process: intracellular signal transduction; protein phosphorylation. Gene Ontology annotation, cellular component: nucleus. Gene Ontology annotation, molecular function: ATP binding; protein serine/threonine kinase activity. The record is from RefSeq and is a predicted model, not a curated record.
CAUCAUUUAUUAUCCGAAGAAAAACAAUUCAUCGCUUCUCAUCUCGUCUCACCGAACAAAAAAAAAAGAAAAGAAAUAAAAAUCGAUUCAAAUCGCUUUGCCUUCAAAUCUCGCCAAACAAAAUCUCAAUCACCUUCCCUCAUCAUUACACCUCUUUCCUUUUUUUUCUCACUUUCUCUGUGAUUCGCGAGAUCUCGAAGGAAUCGAAUCAUCCUUGAUUUUCGGAUACUGAAUGGUUUUCUUGUCGCUGUUUUGAAUUGUCCUGUUUUUUUAGCUCGUAGGGCUUGAGCUGUAUUAUAACGAGAAUUAGGAGAUUUUUUUUGGUUUGCUUGUUUGGUUUGUUUGGGAAAUUAGGGUAAAAAAAGAUGGACAAGUACGAGCUGGUGAAAGACAUAGGCGCGGGGAAUUUCGGAGUGGCGAGGCUAAUGAAGGUCAAAAACUCCAAGGAGCUCGUUGCCAUGAAGUACAUCGAGCGUGGUCCCAAGAUUGAUGAGAAUGUGGCAAGAGAGAUCAUAAAUCACAGAUCGCUUCGUCAUCCUAAUAUUAUCCGCUUUAAGGAGGUUGUGUUGACUCCGACUCAUCUUGCCAUUGCCAUGGAGUAUGCUGCUGGUGGUGAACUUUUCGAGCGUAUUUGUAGUGCUGGAAGAUUCAGUGAAGAUGAGGCGAGAUAUUUCUUCCAGCAGCUUAUAUCAGGUGUUAGCUAUUGCCAUGCUAUGCAAAUAUGUCAUAGAGAUCUGAAGCUGGAGAAUACACUCCUUGAUGGAAGUCCUGCUCCACGUCUCAAAAUCUGUGAUUUUGGCUAUUCCAAGUCCUCUCUACUGCACUCCAGGCCCAAAUCAACAGUUGGAACUCCAGCAUAUAUUGCACCUGAGGUCCUUUCGAGGAGAGAAUACGAUGGCAAGAUGGCUGAUGUCUGGUCUUGUGGUGUAACUCUUUAUGUCAUGCUGGUUGGAGCCUACCCAUUCGAAGACCAGGAAGACCCCAAAAACUUCAGGAAAACAAUACAAAAAAUCAUGGCUGUUCAGUACAAGAUCCCAGACUACGUCCACAUCUCACAGGAUUGCAAACAUCUCCUUUCCCGUAUUUUUGUUGCCAACUCACUCAAGAGGAUAACCAUUGCAGAAAUCAAGAAACACCCAUGGUUCCUGAAGAACUUGCCAAGAGAACUGACGGAGACAGCUCAAGCUGCAUAUUUCAGGAAAGAGAAUCCAACCUUUUCCCUCCAGACAGCUGAAGAGAUCAUGAAGAUAGUAGAUGACGCCAAAACGCCUCCCCCUGUUUCCCGUUCCAUUGGAGGUUUUGGCUGGGGAGAUGAAGAGGGGAAAGAGGAAGAGGAAGAGGAGGUGGAUGAAGAGGAAGUGGUGGAGGAAGAGGAAGACGAAGAAGAUGAGUAUGAUAAGACUGUAAAGCAAGUACACGCCAGUGGAGAAGUGAGAAUCAGUUGAUGAUUUUGUCUGUGUAAGAAAAAAAAGUUAUCGUUGGUUUUGUUGAAAGUUGAAACUAAAAAAGUCUCAGUUUUUGUGUUUGCCUUUGUUGCUACAUUCCUUGCUGCAUUGUGACUUCGAAAUAAACAUUUUGUAAAUUAUUAUUAUUAUUUUUGUUUUUUUUGAGAAGAGGAUUCGUCUAUUUAAAUUCA